AUCAUCACCUCGACGGAGGCUCGAUACAAUCGUACACACGCACGCCUCACUGUCGUGGGUGGGAAGCACGUGCCAAGUGUGUCUUGUUUUAUACUGUGCAGGGCGGCGCCGUGACCAUCGUUGUGUUGUACGUGAUGAUGACACGCUACCUGACCGAUAACGAGUGGUACGCACACUUUAUCUUCCUGGUGGCCUUUACGUACGCCCUGAAUGGCCUGCUUGUCAUGAUAUCGUCAAUGACGUCACCCUCGACCCAGGCACACUUGCCGCGCACCACGUUCUACGCCUUGUACCAGUGCUGUGCCGGAAUCGGCUACGGAUUUGCGGGAGUCCUUCUGUACAUAUUUGGCGGUGAUAUUUCGUUACCUCACGCAAUGCAUGCCGGGUUGACUGGGCUCGGCAUCAGUCUUGUACAUUUUAUUCACACUAUCGUCAACGUUAUGUUGGUGCUGUCUCUUGAGCCCGACUAGCACCCCCGUGAAGACAACGACUAGCUUUUUGCCCUUGAUGCCGCCCGAGAAUUGGUCAACACAGACGCGGCGUGACCGAACUUCACGGCACAAGGCUGAUUCAUUAAAUCACUUUGUUUCAGAUUUGUUUGGACGUUCCGAGAGCAAAAAGGCAACUCUGUGAUUGAUAGACUUUCCUGUAACUCACGACGUCUAUAGAGCCGUGCUCCCCGCAGG
Rhipicephalus sanguineus (brown dog tick) is the source of this 686-nucleotide messenger RNA. RefSeq lists its product as uncharacterized. The transcript is spliced from 3 exons. NCBI's taxonomy places the organism in Eukaryota, Metazoa, Arthropoda, Arachnida, Ixodida, Ixodidae. The coding region runs from base 135 to 470 and encodes 111 amino acids. The record is from RefSeq and is a predicted model, not a curated record.